Oryzias melastigma (Indian medaka) is the source of this 1002-nucleotide messenger RNA. RefSeq names its product parietopsin (gene parietopsin). Lineage: Eukaryota; Metazoa; Chordata; Actinopteri; Beloniformes; Adrianichthyidae. The transcript has 3 exons. Gene Ontology annotation, biological process: G protein-coupled receptor signaling pathway. Gene Ontology annotation, molecular function: G protein-coupled receptor activity. Bases 1 to 1002 code for a protein of 333 amino acids. The record is from RefSeq and is a predicted model, not a curated record. Gene Ontology annotation, cellular component: membrane.
AUGAGAGGCCGGUCAACACCUGCAUGGGACUCGGGGAAUGUCACCGUUUGGGAGGAAUACAUCAACGUGGGCCUUGUGGUGGCAAACAGCUUGCUUCUGUUAAUCACCUCUUUUGUGGGGAUAGCUGCAAACAGUUUCGUCAUCCUGGCAGUGUACCGUCAGAAGUCUUUGCAAACGUCUGUGAACGCACUGGUGGUGAAUCUGGCAGUCGUAGACUUGCUGCGCUGCACGGUCGACUGCCCUUUUCUGCUCGCCAUCAUCAUCGCCGUGCAUCAGGGAGGGCGUGUGGAUGGCCGGGUCUGUGACACGCAGAUGGCCUCUUUCUACUUCAGCAGCUGUCUCCAGUUAUUGACACUGGCGUGCAUCAGUGGGGAGAGAUACCAGGCGGUGGCACGGCCCUUCAAAGAAAGUCAGCGUAAAAGAAGGCUGGCGGUGCUCAUCCCGCUCACGUGGACAUUGGCCGUUUUGGUGGCGGCUUUGUGUUUGAAAUAUCUGAAAAACUCCCCCGUCUAUGUGAGAUGCACCGGUCCUCUGAGGGGACCGUCCUCCCCCUACGACACCGUUGGACUGUACAUGCUGCUCCCUCUGUGGGCUGCUUGCUUUGCUGUUAUUAUUGGAUUCUACGCUCGCAUAUUUGCCCUUUUGAGAUCACACAACCGCAAAAUAUUUGAUGAGGGCACCUCAGCUGUGAAAAGAGACCCAACUGAAGGUAAAGAGAGAGCGAGGAAAAAGAAGGAGAGUAAAGUGGCCAGGCGCGCUGGCUACAUAAUCCUAACCUUUCUCUUAUUCUGGCUGCCUCUGAUCGCCACCAUCCUGGUGAACUGUCUCAUUCACAAAAACAGGAACACACAGAUGCUGAUCGUUCAGGACUUGGAUGUCCUGUCAGUGUCGGUCACCUGCACCACGUCCCUGAGCAACCCGAUGAUAUACGCCGCAGUCAACCCUCAGUUUCGCUCAGAGUUUUAUAAGCUAAAGAACUGGAUUAAAUCCAAAUUCAAUUGA